GUGCUCGUCCCGGCGCACGGCCAGAGCGCCUUUUCCUGGCCGCUGCGGCUUCGUUCCUGCCAGGCCGAAACUCCCGCAGGAGGGUCUGUCUGAUGUCUGUCUGUCAGUGCUAACAGGGACCAGUCCUGGCAGCCCUGAGCUAGCCCGCGGGAUCCAAAGCGCUUCCCCCACGCGGGGCGGCGUUGGCAAGGGGCGUCGGGGCGGGACGGCGGGGGCGGACAGGCCUGGGGGCGCCGGGCGGGGCUGGGUUGCCGCUGGUGCCGGGAGGCCCCGCCCGUGCCCCCGAGGGUGCCGCCUCCCGAGCUGCCUGUGGGUGACCCCAGCAGCCCCGGCCCGGAGCCGACUCCACUCCGCACGGGCUCUGUCGGCGCCCCAGCCCGGGUCGGCUGCUGGCUUCUCAGCUAAGGACCGGCUUGAGGAAGACAUCCUGAGUCCCCGGAGGAGUCAUAGGAAUACUCAGAAAGUUUGCGUGGGAAGUUUGAGCUCCAGCACCCACACCUCGAAGGCUGAGAUGAGGCUGUUGAAUUCCACGGCCGGAAUGCCCUUCCUGAGCCAGCUGUGGCAGGGGACGGUUCCACAGGACAGCACCCCAUCCGGCCUGGCCCGCCGCUCAGCCAGCGAGGACGGCAAGCUGGCGGCCCUCUACAUUCUCAUGGUGCUCGGCUUCUUCGGCUUCUUCACGCUGGGCAUCAUGCUGAGUUACAUCCGCUCCAAAAAGCUGGAGCACUCGCACGAUCCAUUCAACGUGUACAUAGAGUCGGACAACUGGCAGGAGAAGGACAAGGCGUACUCCCAGGCCCGGAUUUUGGAGAGCUACAGAGCAUGUUAUGUCCUUGAAAAUCAGCUGGCUGUAGAACGACCCGACACAUACCUUCCCUUGAUGAGGCCUUCCACAUGAGCCCCAUAUCUGGUUCACACUGGAUAAACCCUCCAUGACAGUCUUUGUUUUCUAAUCACAAGCUUCUCAUAUUCUUUAUUGAACAUAACUUUUUUUUUUUUUUUUUUGCUUUUGGAAGGAAUGAGGGGAUAGAAUAGUGACACUAUUUUUCUAAAAUCAUAGUCUUCUGACAAUAGACUGCCAGUUGUUUCCCAAUAGCCAUCCUUGCCUUGUUAGUUUUAGCAGAAUCCCUGAGAUUGUGGCCUCAAGAAUAAGAGCUGCCUAUCCUGGACUCCCUUGCAGCUACCAAGAUCAUGUGACUCAAGUUCAAGCCAGUAGAAGUGGAAGUGAUAAGUGCAUCGUCUGAGUACUCCUUGAAAUAAGAAAGGCCAUGCCCCCCCUUUCCUCUCCCUCCCUUCCCAGUGGCUGGCCGUGGAUGAGGUGGUGAGCCACCUUUGGCUCUGGCAGGGGACAGCACACUCCCAGGUGGCAGAGCAACAAAAUUCUGGGUCCCUGGGCAACGUCCCAGAGCAGGCUCUCCCUCCCCCCGGACUACUCACUACAGCUUGCUUUUGGACUUCUAGCCUCCAAAACCAUGAGGCGAUAAAUGCUUGUUGUUUAAGCCAACCCAUCAUGUGGUGUUUGUCAUAAUAGCUCUGGCAAACCAAGACAGGGAGGGACCCAGAGCACACAUGGUUCUCAACGUGAUUCCCUGGCACCCUGGCUUUGAUAUUCAAGGACAUGAACUUGCUCUUUAUCACCGUUCACCUUCCACACUAGGAUUCCCUUGACAAUGAAAGCCUUGGAGGAUCCGGGACCCAGCUCACUUCCCCUUACUCCUCAAAUCUCUUAUCUCCGUCCCAUUCCUGUUGGUUUUAAAGAUGGGGUGGGAAGGGGGAAGGUGAGGGGAGAUGAACUGAGCCACAAAUUUUCAAAUGCUCAUUAUCAUAUUUUAAAAUUUGAUCAAACAAACAUAGUGCUUGCUAUGUGCCAGAUACUGUUCUAAGCCCUUGAAAAAAUACAUAAAGUCAAUUAACAUUUUGCAUGCAUUAUUUUAGGUAUUCAAUGGAUAGGGCAACAUAGCUUUUUGUGGUUUUA
Choloepus didactylus (southern two-toed sloth) is the source of this 1975-nucleotide messenger RNA. RefSeq names its product potassium voltage-gated channel subfamily E regulatory subunit 1 (gene KCNE1). Lineage: Eukaryota; Metazoa; Chordata; Mammalia; Pilosa; Megalonychidae. The record is from RefSeq and is a predicted model, not a curated record. Gene Ontology annotation, molecular function: transmembrane transporter binding; delayed rectifier potassium channel activity; voltage-gated potassium channel activity involved in ventricular cardiac muscle cell action potential repolarization. Bases 512 to 898 code for a protein of 128 amino acids. Gene Ontology annotation, cellular component: membrane. Gene Ontology annotation, biological process: regulation of ventricular cardiac muscle cell membrane repolarization; potassium ion export across plasma membrane; ventricular cardiac muscle cell action potential. The transcript is spliced from 3 exons.